Molecule: messenger RNA, 4757 nt
Organism: Patella vulgata (common limpet)
Lineage: Eukaryota; Metazoa; Mollusca; Gastropoda; Patellidae
Exons: 4
Coding region: 154-2967 (937 amino acids)
Source: RefSeq, a predicted model, not a curated record
UUAUUAUAUCUUCACCCUGGCCUUCUUGGUUUAUCUUGCAUUUGUACCGUUACGUAGUUAUGACCUAUUUCAUUAUUUUACCAAUCAAUGAGUGUUGAUAUUGGUUGGUUUAUAAACGAGGAAUAGGCGAUACAAUUUUAGUCAGAUCUACGAAUGCCAGGUUCGGAUAGAAUGAAAAGAGGAGGUGGAAGGUGUAGAUGUAAUUAUUACCGGAUUUCUUCAGUUGUUGUCAUGUCUUUUCUUAUACUCUUCGUGUAUUGGGCAAUGUUUACCUCACCCAGUGUCGAUGGACACAAACAACAACUUAAUCGUUUUACUGAAAGAAAACGCAAUAUGAUAUUAAAAGGAAUGCAGGGGAACAGAUUAAAUAACUUUGAUGAAACCGUUAGACAGUUUCAGGGUAAUAACGGGGAUUCUAGACCUAGGAUGGAUGUCAUUCCUAAACAAGAGAACCUCCGAAUAGACGAAGCUGCCACUACAAAUAAUAGAGACAAUGGUUUCAAAAUACCCGACGCUAUUGGACAGAAAGGUACAGGCAAUAGCGGCGAACGUUUGUACAAAUCCAUGAUAGAUUUUGAGCUAAACAAAAAAGAACCAAAAAGUUCCGAGUUAUUUAAAGAAAAUGAUCCAUCAGCCACUGUGGUUAGCCCUAAUAGAGAGAGUGGCAAUGAACCCCAGAACAACCAGAACAGUCAGCAAGGUAAUGAUCAGAUGAACUUAGGGACUAGAAGCCGAUUCAUACCACAACCUGCGGGACAGAACACUGGACCGGACGCACCUCAAGUAAUUGCUGAUACCCCAGCUAUUGGCAGUAACACGGCUGUUGGAGAUCAGAACGGCUCAGGUGAUAAAUGGAUAAUUAUAACAACCAUCCAGUACCCAACUGAAGAUGUUAAAUUCUUAGCUAAACUAAAAGGAUGGCAAGUUGUUGUAGCUGGUGAUACCAAAACACCAACUGAUUGGACAUUUCCAAACUGCCACUACUUGAGUGUAGAGAAACAAAAAACACUGGGAUUUGAAACAGUUAACCUCCUUCCCGUCAAGUCUUACUCAAGAAAAAACGCUGCCUACCUAUACGCCAUUGCUCAUGGCGCUCGUAUUAUAUAUGAAACUGACGACGACAACAGACCUUUGGAUUUAUUGAAGCACUUUAUUUAUGAACCUAAAAUGUCUGGUUUGAAAUUUGCUGGUGGAAAAAUCUUCAACCCUUAUAGACAUUUUGGCCAGCCUACUUUAUGGCCCAGAGGUUAUCCACUUGGAUAUAUUGGUGGUAAUUUUACCGAUAAGUAUGAGCUUGGUGUGUUUAAAACACCAUCCAUUCAACAGGGAGUCGUCAAUGGAGAUCCCGAUAUGGAUGCUAUUUUCCGGUUAACACGAAAGAGGACCACCGAAAUGUUGAAUGUAUCAUUUGAUGGAUAUGCCCCACCUGCCAUCUUACCACCUGGAGUUUUGGUGCCUUUUAAUUCCCAGAAUACCCUUUUCCUUCAAGACGUUUUGUGGGCUUUGGUUCUCCCCACAUCCGUUACGUUCCGAGUAACUGAUAUAUGGCGUGGUUAUUGGAUUCAAAGACUCAUGUGGGAAAUUGAUGCCAACUUAGGAUUCUUCGGACCCAAUGCCUUCCAAAAGAGAAAUUCGCAUUCUUAUGUAAAAGACGCCCAAGAUGAAGACAUGUUGUAUUUCAUGACCCACGACUUAGUGGACUUUUUAUUGGAAUGGAAAUGCGACCAAUCUUUGAAGUUUUUUGCGUGUGCAGUGAAACUGACAGAGGAUAUGAAUAAAAAGGGAUUUUGGAAAGGGUCGGAUGUAGAAUUAAUAAAAGCCUGGUUUAAUGAUUUGACUAAACUCAAUUAUAAAGAACCCACAAGAAAACCUUUUAUGAUGCAAUUCGAACUUAAUUCCCAGCCAAACCAAGAUACUUCCUCAGAGGUAACCAGUCUGAUGUUUACUGCAGGGGAGAUGUUUCCUCCAAUGUACUAUGAUAGCAAAUACAUCAUUAGCUCUUACUGGAACCGUGUUCAGGGCAUCCUCAAAUUCUGCGACCGGUCCGAUUUCUCGUUAAACAAGGCAUCAUUUGAGCAGCCGACAUUCCCAGAAAUUGUUUUGGUGGUUGUGUUCAAGGAUACAUCUUAUGACGUCAUCCCAAAUCUGAAUAUGUUGUAUGCAUCAAAAUUUCCUCAUAUCGUUUACUGUGGAAGUGAUAUCUCAUCAUAUCAAAAGUCUGCAAAAUCUUUCACUGAACCCUUUACGUUUGUGGAAGCCAACGUCCAAAGGGGUUACUAUAAUUAUCGAUGUCUGUCAAAAGCUAUGGAAAUGGGAUACCGUGUUAGCGGCUAUAUGAUGAUUACCAGCGAAACCUUGCUUAAUCCUUGGACCAUCGAAACCAUGCCUCGUGAUAGAAUUUGGGUAGACCAAAGUAAAUAUCUGAGUCCAAUCCAGCAGACCACAGAAACACUGAACAACUGGCCGGCUUGGUCCUCAACGGCUGGGAAGACGGCUUAUAACAAAGCCGUGCUUUACAUAUCCGAAGAAAGUCAGCGUAUUCCUUCUGUGACUUCGUAUUUCACUUUCAAAAAAAAUCUGCUUAAAAACUCCAACUUUGAUGACGGUCUUUUUAUUGGACUUUCCGACGUUUUUUAUAUUCCAACACAAUACAGUGCUACCUUUGCAACGUAUUUGGAUAUGUUUUCUAAAUAUAAUGUCUUUCAUGAGGUUGUCGUGCCUACAGUGAUAUAUGGACUUGAGUUAAAAAUCAACACGUUGCCGUUGUCUGGAAAAUACAUGUUCUAUGACAAUGAAAAGCAAAAUUUCCAACAAUACUUCAAACCUGAACAAACAUUCUUAAACCCAAUCAAUGUUCAGGAAAAACUGACAUCCAAGGAGGGUGCCAGUUUCUUCUGUAGCAUUUAUUUACCCAAAAUUCUCGGUAAAACGCCAUAUUCUGGACUUUUUAGACGAAACAAUUUUUAAGUUGUGGAUUGUUGUUUUCUUUUGUAUCUAGUUUAGUUCUCUAUUACGUGGGACUGUAUAUCUCAAGGGUUCUGUUUAAAGACAUGGUUAUUUCAUUAUGUAAAUAAACUGGGUCAGUUUAAAUUCAAAUUAAAUAUAAUACUGACAGAAGCACCAGCAUAGUUAAAGUUACAAUUUCAUAUUUUUAAGUUAUAUUUUUAAAAUGUAUUAAAAUAAAGCCUUAAAAUAGAUGGUAUCCAUAAACAGUCCUACCUUGUUAAAGAAUAAUCCUAAUCCUAUAAUUCACUAUUGCCAGCUGAGAAAUUGGCAAAAAUAUCAUUUUCAGCUUCAAAUUCAAACUUUUAAACAUAGCUAUUCCAUGGAGAUAAUAGGAAAACAAGGGAGGUAAUUGUGUUAUUUCCUGUGUCAAUGAUUUUUAAGGGUGGGAAAUAAUGCCCAUGGUCGUAUAAUAGUGAGUUGAUAACCUAUUGAGCAAAAGACAUAGAAAUAAUUGUUUUGACUUUCUUAGUAAAUAUGAAAUUGUAACUUUAAUGUUACACGAAAGCUGGACUUUUAUAAAAAAAAAAAAAUAAAAAAACCCCCCAAAACCAAGUGAUUGAACCAUUUUCUUUUUGGUGAACAUAAUUAUUUGUCAGAUUAACAUUUUAAAAUUGCAAGCUAGAAAACAGCGGAUGCAAACUUGGACUGUUGAGCACAAAAUCAAUUAUUUCUCAACUUUGAAUUUAUCGGUAGACCUAAAAUUUAAUGAACACCAAUACCCACUUCGAAAAAAUAAUCAACAGAUCAAACCGAAGUUUAUUUUUCACCAAAUCGAUGAAGUCGAAUCACUUUAAGAAUGCAUGACACUUUUUGCGUCUAAUAAAUGAUUUAGAUGAACUUAUUGUCAUUCCAAAUUUUGGGUUUUGUGGAUCUCUUUUUUUUGUGUGUUCAUAAAAAGUUACAGUGAAUUUUAUUAUUACUGUUUUAUACAUUAAAUGUUAUUCUUGCAUUUAGCACAUUGUAGAUUUCUAAUAUAUUUUGAACUUUGGAUUAUUUCUUGUUGAUGAUAGUUUUACAUGUAAAUCGUUUUAUAGCAAUACCAUGCCUUGCCAAUAUUAGUAAGUUGACAAAAAUGUCAAAUGGUGGCAUUAAGGCAUGAUAAAACAAAAUGUAAAUCAUUUACACCUUAUCUGUUCAUUUCUAUUCGAAAUGGCGCGAGGGUUUUUUUAUGAUAUGGGUUAUGCAGCUAUGUUAAGGUAAAUAUUGGUAGAAUCGUUAACAGCUAUUAUAAAAAGUUCAAUAUAUUUUAAUUUAAAGUCUCCGUUUAAGUUACACGGCUGAGUUCACAAAAAUAUGUGCAUAAUCAUGAAAACAUAAUAUACUGUACACAAAGCAUAAAGUUCAAUGAAGGUAUAUCUUUAUGUAGGUAAUAAUUGUUUGUAUACAAUAGGAGUUCGUUGUAUUAAAUUUGCAUAAUGAGAUUUAAUUAUAUAUAAGAUGUAUUAUAAUAUAUAUAAAUAUGUAUGUAGAUCACCCACCAUAAGCAUACAUGUAUCACCUUACAUGAUUGUUUCAAACAGCACAAUCGUGCUCGAUCACUUAAUAUUAUAGUCGCUUAUUUAUAACAAAUUAUAUCAAAGGGAAUCUGUUUUAUUUGUUCGCCAUAUAUCGUUAAUUCAUGAUAACAAUGUUUAAUAUUAUAUAUGAAAUCAAAUUGUUCGUGUAAAUGUAACCGUUAUGUUUUGUGUUCAUGUUUAAACUGUUUUUUUUUUCACGUAUUCAUUUAAAUAAAAAGUUUUAAUAAAUCAAAA